Struthio camelus australis is the source of this 1293-nucleotide messenger RNA. The record is from RefSeq and is a predicted model, not a curated record. NCBI's taxonomy places the organism in Eukaryota, Metazoa, Chordata, Aves, Struthioniformes, Struthionidae.
GCUGACCUGCUUUCUCCCCCUCUCUCCAGGCUGUUCCUCUAAGUCAUUCAAGCUGUACUCGCCAAAGGAGCCCCCGAACGGCAACGCCUUUCCCCCCUUCCACCCGGGCACCAUGCUGGAUCGAGAUGUGGGACCUACUCCCAUGUACCCACCUACGUACCUGGAGCCUGGAAUCGGGAGGCACACACCGUAUGGGAACCAGACUGACUACAGGAUAUUUGAGCUCAACAAACGGCUGCAGAACUGGACAGAGGAAUGUGACAAUCUGUGGUGGGACGCCUUCACCACGGAGUUCUUUGAGGAUGACGCCAUGUUAACAAUCACUUUCUGCUUGGAGGAUGGACCAAAGAGAUAUACAAUCGGCCGGACUCUGAUUCCCCGUUACUUCCGCAGCAUCUUUGAAGGGGGGGCCACAGAGCUCUACUACGUGCUCAAGCACCCCAAGGAGUCGUUCCACAACAACUUUGUCUCGCUGGACUGCGACCAGUGCACCAUGGUGACCCAGCAUGGCAAGCCCAUGUUCACCCAGGUGUGCGUGGAGGGUCGGCUCUACUUGGAGUUCAUGUUUGAUGACAUGAUGAGGAUAAAGACGUGGCAUUUCAGCAUCCGCCAGCAUCGAGAGCUCAUCCCCCGCAGCAUUCUUGCCAUGCAUGCACAGGACCCCCAGAUGCUGGACCAGUUAUCCAAGAAUAUCACCCGCUGUGGGCUCUCAAACUCCACACUCAACUACCUCCGACUCUGUGUAAUCCUAGAACCAAUGCAGGAGCUCAUGUCACGGCACAAGACUUACAGCCUCAGUCCCCGGGACUGCCUCAAGACUUGCCUGUUCCAGAAGUGGCAGCGGAUGGUCGCCCCCCCUGCGGAGCCAGCGCGGCAGCAGCCCAGCAAGCGCCGGAAAAGGAAGAUGUCAGGGGGCAGCACCAUGAGCUCCGGUGGGGGAAACACCAACAACAGCAACAGCAAGAAGAAGAGCCCGGCCAGCACCUUUGCCCUGUCCAGUCAGGUACCUGAUGUGAUGGUGGUAGGCGAGCCCACGCUGAUGGGGGGGGAGUUUGGGGACGAGGACGAGCGACUCAUCACCCGGCUGGAGAACACGCAGUUUGACGCCGCCAACGGCAUCGACGACGAGGACAGCUUCAACAACUCGCCGGCGCUGGGGGCCAACAGCCCCUGGAACAGCAAACCGCCCUCCAGCCAGGAGAGCAAGUCAGAGAACCCCACGUCGCAGGCGUCGCAGUAACGGCCCGGCGGCCGCCCCGUGGACUCAGUCCAAACCGAUCUACCUGUACAUUU